Molecule: messenger RNA, 845 nt
Organism: Trichogramma pretiosum
Lineage: Eukaryota; Metazoa; Arthropoda; Insecta; Hymenoptera; Trichogrammatidae
Exons: 2
Coding region: 1-747 (248 amino acids)
Source: RefSeq, a predicted model, not a curated record
AUGCGAUCGAGCCGAAUAUCGCUGCUGUCGAUGCUGCUGCUGCUGCUGCUGCUGCUGCUGCUGCUGCUGGCGUCGACGCAGGCCACCAAGAUCAGCGGCAAGGCCAAACAAGCGAAAAAGGCCGACUGCUCGAAGCUGGCCGAGCUCGAGGAGACGACGGGCGAUCCCAACGCGUCUCCGGCCGCCAGCAGCAGCACCACUCCGAGUAGCGUAAUUCAGCCGAGCAAGAACAGCACGAGCAGUCGGCAGCGGCCCUGCGUCUGCGCCCAGGGGGUCUGCUCUUGCUGCUCGCGCAUCCUGCUCAAUCUCUGGAAGCAGAGGGCCUGCGUCAACGUGACCUACGACCCGGACGAGUUCGAGUUCACCGCGAGGAUCAGCAUGAACGAUCAGCUCUUCUUCACGCGCACCGUCUCGGGCAAGAACCCGAGGCCCGUCUGCGUGCCCGUCCCGAGGAUCCCGGCCAUCCGAGCCUGCAUCCGCUUCUACAACAUUUACUUCCAGGGCAGGAACGUGCACGCCUGCGUCAACAUGGAGGGCCGAGUUUCCGACACGACUCUCUUCAAGGUCGGCAUGGACUGCAUAAGACUCGGGCAGAACGGCGUGGCCCUGGUCAAGCCCGAGGACGGAGGCGGCAUCGGCCAAAUCGAGCUGCUGCCGAGCGAUCCGGGCGAGGCCGACAGCGACGAGGACUACGACGACGAUUACGACGACUACGACGACGACGACGACGACUUGUUCGAUUACUAGGCCCGUCGACGUUACGUCAUUGUGUGCUUGUGCAGAGGCAGCUCGCUCAUUUGCACAAACACGAGUGAGCCGAGCGAGCUAGUGCAAACAUACUCAUC